AGUCGGUGUCGGUGCUCGGCGCGGCGCGGGGUUGUGGCCGUCAGUCGUCGGGUGAGCGGGGUGCGACGCAAACGCGGACUCGGACUAUGGCGGAAGGGCUGAUCCUCAUUCCCAUAAAAGGGUCGAGUUGAUUGUGGUGUGGAUACGUUUGGUCCCCCUGCGCUCGUUACAAAAUCUGCGGAACAGAAAAUAAAAAUGGAUUUUAAAAUGUAAAAACGACUAUUGUUGUUAUUUUAUAGAAUUGUUCUUGGAACAAGAGAAAAAAUACUUAUGUAUACAUUAUAGAUUGUUGAAAUAUUAGAUGAGAAAUUCUAGAGGGUGAAUAUAUUCCUAACUAAGAAUUGAUUAUACAGGCAAAAUGGCUUCACAAAGGUUUUGUUUGAGGUGGAAUAACCACCAAUCGAAUAUGCUGUCUGUAUUUGACCAACUACUUCACGCUGAGACCUUCACGGACGUUACUCUAGCAGUAGAUGGCCAGCUACUAAAAGCCCACAAGAUGGUACUGUCAGCCUGCAGUCCAUACUUUCAGGCUCUCUUCGUCAACCACCAGGAAAAACAUCCGAUCGUCAUUUUAAAAGACGUUCCUUAUUCAGACAUGAAGAGUUUAUUAGAUUUCAUGUACCGAGGGGAAGUGAGCGUCGACCAAGAGAGAUUGACGGCAUUCUUAAAAGUAGCUGAGAGCUUGAGAAUAAAAGGACUCACUGAAGUAAACGAAGAAAAAUGUGAUAUUCCAGCUCUUACAAAUUCUUUAAUUCAACAACAGCAACAAACUUCUGCCUCCGCCCACACCCCUCCUCCACAACUUCACCGAAUACAUCCAUACAUGCAACAAAAGAGACCAGCUUCAGGCAUGCCGACUGGUGGAGCACCCCCAAAUUUAUUAAUGCCUUUGCUCGGAAAUGCUCUAAUGCAGCCUAAAAGAAAAAGAGGCAGGCCGAGAAAAUUAAGCGGCAGUUCGAGUGAUGCCCUGACCACCGCUGCGAGUCCACCGGGAGAGUUCAUACCCGAGUCAGCCUCCCACGCUGCUUCCAACCGGCCUGGCGAUCAGUUAAUUAGAGGAUCGCCAGAAAUGCUUGAAGUGAAAAUGUCCAUGGACGGUUUCAGUGCUGAGGACGGCGCAACAUCGGGGGGCGAGGAGGCCGGGGAGGCGCUGCUUAUCGACGAGGGCGACGACGCGCACUCCACGGACGCGCCAAUGGCAGGGAAGGACUCCGAGUCUGCAGGGCGGGCAUCUCCAGAUUCAGAACAUAAAGAUGUAAGGUAUGUCCAUUCUCCGACGAACGACGGGCACGGAAAGAUCCGCGUGAACCCGGCCACGCAGCAGACGGCGUCGACGUCGGGCGACGGCGCGUACGCCGAGCCGCUCAACAACAACCAGGCGCGGCCCGCCGUGCGCCGCCGCAUCCGUCGCCGCGCCAAUUCCGCCUCCAACGACCCCGCCGAGCAACUCACCGAGAUGUCAGUCAGAGGGCUCAAUCUUUUUAGAUACGCCUCCGUUAACGAAGGAGUGUACCAAUGCACCGAAUGUGCCAAGGAGAACAUACAAAAAACUUUCAAAAAUAAGUAUUCAUUCCAGAGGCACGCUUUCCUUUACCACGAAGGGCAGCAGAGAAAAGUGUUUCCGUGUCCCGUCUGUUGCAAAGAAUUCUCUAGACCGGACAAAAUGAAAAACCAUAUGAAGACCACCCACGAUUGUUACGUGCCAAAAGACUGCGUGUAUCCGCCGAAUGCGUACUUUAUGUUGCCGGGGAUGGAGGCGCAGCUGCCGCCGGGCAUCAAGCUGGAGGCGCUGGGCGGCGCGCCGCACUCGUCGCCCGAUCCAGCGCAGGUCUGACGCGACGCACUCGCUACUCCCGCACACCAAGCGAGCGCCCGCAGUGCGAAUACUGAGCGCAUUUAAUCCAUCUUUUUAUCUCGGCUAAGUAUUAACAUUACGUAUCUAUCAAUUCCACAUAAAUUUUCAUUACGCCUCGAAAACCAAUUUUCACAUAGUUUACUAAUUUGUUUUGUUUAUAUCUAUGUAUAAGAAAUUCAGAGUUCAAUAGAAGUAGUUAUUUAUUCUAUUUUUUGAGUAAAAUUUUAAUGUACACUUUUACUAAGUGCAUUACUUGACUAAACUUUGUUUUCCAAUCAUACUGUUAUGCAUUUAAUAUCUAAUGUUCGUUACAUAAAGAUUAUACUUGUUAAAAAUUACGGUUGUGCAAAUUAUUAGUAGACAAUAAUAUUUUGAGGCCAGUUUCGCAAUAAUAGCAAAAGCGAGUUAUUGUAAAAGUUAAUGUGUAAGUAAAUAGCAUUAAUGGGUGCUGUACAAGUCUGAUUCGUGCCUUCCAUGCAUGCAGUUCUGUAACCACACACUGAUGCGAACAUUCCAUGUUUGGUCAGUGUCGUAGCUCUGAAAUAUAUAAGUACUAGGUAUGAUACCGUAAGACAUAACCAAAGACUGUAAUUUACAUUUUAAACUGUUUUCACAAUAGCAAUUUAACUGAUCGCGAUCUACUUGAGUCUGAAAUCAGAAUAUUAUCUCGAGGGUACAGUGAAGGAUGGCCAUGAAGUAACUGGUGGGAGCAACAUUUUGUUACAUACCACUAUCGCUCAUGAGUGGCUGUCUUUAAUGUAUACCCGAACAUUUCAGUAAGUAGACGUAGUUAUAUAUAAUAUUAUAUAUAUAUACAUAUACCUGUGACAUUUAAAUAGAGUUAUAAUCUGAUAUAGAUGCAAAUCAUGUGUAGUGAUUGCCUAAUUCAGUAUAAAUUUACAGCGUAGGUAUGUUAUAUUGGAUUCUAAUAUGAAACAAAAGAUGGAUUAUCUUUGGACUGUGAGUGCCUUGAUGCCUAGGAUUAUAGUGGAAGAUAUCACUUUUGUCGGAAUAGCUUAUGAUUGUUUAAUAAUUACUAUUCAUACUCUAAAUUUUUAUCUAAUAAAGACUUAUUAUGUAGAAGAUUUUUAUUAUGUAAAUGUUUAACUAUAUUAGUGAGUCUACUGUUGAUAUAAUAACUGUAAUUAAGCAUCUUUGCAAGAGUUAUAUAUUUUUAGAUUUAUCCAUUAAUACCGACCUAAGUAGUGAGGUAGGUACACAAGUAAAUUGAUGAUAGUGCCAUAGCACAAAUGAUAAAUAUUGUAUAUUAGGAUUGUUUCCAAUUCUUAUGAGUAUUCCCUUGUAACGAUUAGUAAGGUAGAUAGGACCGAGGCGCGCGCCGCACCGCGCCGCCGCGCCGCCCGGGCGACAAUCACCAGUUCUUCCAUUAAUAAGGAAAAUCUAAUGUAAAAGUUAAAAUAAUAAUGUUACGACUAAUCUCCAUUCUAAUUUUAAGUUCUUGUUGUGGAAAGAUGAUUAAAGUACGAGCGAUUAUUAGUUAAGAACCAGAACUUUAAAUUGAUUAAUAUUGUAUACUAUAAAGAUGUUAGUUACAAAUUGAGUUUUUGUAUUUUAAUAAUUAGCGCACAAGUUUAAUAUAGCUUAAUGUUAAGUUUAUCGUAGAGUUUGAUAGGUCACGUUCUUGUAUAUAAUUAAUGGUAUAUUUAGUUGCAGUAGUUUAAUAAUCACCAAGAGGUAUUAAACGUGAGGCAGACGCGGCUGCCGCGCAGUAGGUACAACGCAGCGCCUAGCUAAACACUAAUUUGGACCUUAUAAUUCUUCUCGUUAUUUUCUUAAUUUUUUUUCAUUAAAAUUUUUCCACUACACAUAUUUUAGUUUUGGUUAAUCUUACUUACUAAAAUAUACUUAACAGUGCGGUGGAGUGUUUCUUUCUCUUCUUUUGUAGUAUUUUAUUUUGUGAUAUUAGCGCUAACUAAGUUGGCUUUCCUGUUCAUUGUUGAGUUAUUAUAUUUCUUAUCUUUCACCUUAAUCCAUGCUGCAAGGCAGCGAAAAUUUUAAAUUCGACAAAACAAUUAUAAGUUUUUGAUAGUAUCUAAGUAUUAUAAACAAACUAAUGCUUUGUUGAAUAUUAUGACAAUAUUGACAAUCCUAUAAAUUAGGUACCCAUGCUUCUAGUAAAGAAUUAUAGAGGAUAGUUCGCGGUACACUAUAAAGCAAAUAGGACACUUAGAGAUCUAUCGUCUUUUGCUUAAAAGACAUCACCGUCAAAUUAGGUAUUAUAUUAUAUGGUGUAUAAAAUCUACUGGAAUGUCUUAUUUAUGUCUGUUUUCUAUUCUCGUUAUUUUCAUUACUAUAGAACCUAUAAGAAAAACCCUCAAAAUAUAAGUGAAUUGACACUUCGGUAUAUCAUUAAAAUGCAUAUAAGUAACAUUAAGCAGAAUUCGAUUAAUUUUAUAAAAUAACAUUUCAAAAUGUAAGUAACAUACAAACUAAUAUUCUAAACAAUAGAUAUUACAUAUACAUAGACCUACAUAUUUAACAUUAGCAGAAAUAAGUACUUUACUUAAAUAAGUAGGUGCGUAUUAUUUCAAGAUCUGUUUUUAGACAUACCUAUUGUAAAAAUCAUAAUAGAAUAUACUUUAUCAGUAUCACCUCUCCGUGAAGAAAUCUAUGCAAUUUGCAGCAUACAUACAUGUACCCUGUAUGUAUUUAGUUACAAAAUGAAGAUCGUCGGUGAAAGUUAUUUUUUUACGAGUUAAGUGCAAUUUAUAUUAGAGUGUUGAUUUGUUUUCUAUAUUCUAUUGAUUUUAGUUUACUAGUGUGCUGACCAGAACUAUAACAGUAUAUUGAUUUGACCGCUUGUUCAGAAUAUAGCAACCUAAUGUAACCACAUAAAACAUACUACUAUCUCCUCCAAAAUUACUUAUUAUUUACAUAUGUUUAUAAAAUAUAUCUAUUGUUAGAUGCCCUUUAAAAAAAGGAUUUCUUGUGUAUUAGUUUUAAUUAAUUAUGAUUUGGGCCAUAUCCUAAUAAAGGAAACCAUAAGUUUAUAUAGGUACAUCUUUACCUAUUUUUGAGCCAGUUUUUUAAUCCGUGACUUGAAGCAAAAAGCUAUCCCCUUUUUAUGUGGCGUAGUCAUGUUGAAUUAAGUAAACCUCAUUUACCAAAAAGUAAGAGCAGAAGUUAUUAGGUAUUACAACCAACUGCAUGUUCGACAGUUGCCACAUGUCCCAGUCCUUACACUAUUGUAGCAUAUACCCAACCAUACCAUACUAAAACCCUUACUUAUAAUUAGAUCGAGUAGUGGCUACGACCCUUCGAAUUUCAUAUCCGCUAUAUUUAAAUAGAUAGGUAGGUGUAUCUAAAAUCGUUUAAAAAUUUCAAAGCUUUAACGAUUAAAACUGAUGUAAAUUAAACAAAUGUUUAUUUUAUUGUAACAAGAAAUCUAAAAUAGUUUUUUUAUUAUAAAAAAAAUAUAACGAUUUUACCAUCGUGAUCGCGUUAAAUAACGCGAAUACAUGUAACACUACAAGUAAUCCAAAUAAAAUAUAAACAAUA
Cydia fagiglandana is the source of this 5374-nucleotide messenger RNA. Its product is annotated as protein tramtrack, alpha isoform-like. The record is from RefSeq and is a predicted model, not a curated record. Gene Ontology annotation, biological process: regulation of transcription by RNA polymerase II. Gene Ontology annotation, cellular component: nucleus. Lineage: Eukaryota; Metazoa; Arthropoda; Insecta; Lepidoptera; Tortricidae. Gene Ontology annotation, molecular function: protein binding. The transcript is spliced from 3 exons. Bases 359 to 1834 code for a protein of 491 amino acids.